UGAUAUAAUGCAGCUCGUAGUUAGUGUCAUCCUCCUAGCCUAGGGAAGAUACGAGACCCCCGCCCGUCUGCCACCCUGUAACCUAAAACAGACAUGUCUGACUUCACUGAAGACCAGAUCAUGGAAUUCAAGGAGGCGUUCCUCUUGUUUGACCGGACGGGUGAGGGAAAGAUCACCUUCAGCCAGUGUGGUGAUGUCAUGCGGGCCCUCGGUCAGAACCCCGUCAAUGCUGAGGUGCUCAAGGUCCUGGGAAACCCCAAGUUAGAAGAGAUGAACCACAAGAUGCUGGAUUUUGAACAGUUUCUGCCCAUGCUUCAGGCGAUUGCCAAGAACAAGGACCAGGGCUCCUUUGAGGACAUUGUAGAGGGUCUGCGUGUCUUUGACAAGGAGGGAAACGGUACAGUGAUGGGAGCCGAGCUACGUCAUGUGCUCACUACACUAGGUGAGAAAAUGACGGAGGAGGAGGUGGAGACUCUUCUAGCAGGACACGAAGACGCCAAUGGCUGCAUUAACUAUGAAGAACUCGUCCGUAUGGUGAUGAGCGGUUGAGGAGUUCAGAUUCACACAUCUCCAGCUUUAAUCUUAUUCCUAAAUGUUUUUGUUUGGUUUGUCUCUUGUAACCCGUCCAUCAAGUCAUCCUACCUCCAACAAGUCUGUUUAUUUUGUUGUCGUUUUUUUUUUUUACAUCUGUAUGACAUUUUUUAAGUGCCUUUUCUGUCUAAUGUGAAUAACCCCUUUCAUCUUAGUCUCAACAGUAUUACAUCUCACAGGUACAGUUGUACAUUCUGAUGAUUUAACAUUCUCACUCUCAGUCAGUCUCGUUGUCAUUAGUUUGUUUGUGUGUACAUGAUAAUGUGAAAUGUUACAUUGAACAGUAUUGAAUAAACAUCCUUCUUUCCAAAGUGUC
Labrus bergylta (ballan wrasse) is the source of this 907-nucleotide messenger RNA. It is a transcript of the gene myl6, whose product is annotated as myosin, light chain 6, alkali, smooth muscle and non-muscle. Lineage: Eukaryota; Metazoa; Chordata; Actinopteri; Labriformes; Labridae. Gene Ontology annotation, cellular component: myosin II complex. The record is from RefSeq and is a predicted model, not a curated record. Gene Ontology annotation, molecular function: structural constituent of muscle; calcium ion binding.